UGAGAUCUGCUUGCAAAUGCAAAGCAUUUGACUGUGAAUCUUUAUGGCUCUUUGAUUUUGCUUCGUACACACAUUGACAGUUGCUGAUAAGACUUUCGCACAAUAAGAAAAAAUUAAAACAUGAGCUCUAGCACGGCAGCAGUCGAUUUUGAGAAGGAAUAUUCGCCUAGUUUAAAUAUAAAACGUUUCCAAAAUUAUGAAAAACCUUAUGAAAAAGUUGUGCAACAUUUCAUAAGCCAAGGGAAAGCAGCUACCACAUUGGCUUUUCGUAACCAUAAAGUCCGCGAGAAUGUGCGCUAUGGAGGUUUAAAUGAUAAUCAAUUAGUGGACAUCAUCUAUAACGAUUCCGAAUUCGGUUCUCCCAUUUUUGCUUAUAUUCACGGUGGUUACUGGACAUCUUUGGACAAAUCGAGUUCAGGCACUUUUGUUGGUCCUUUACUAGAACAAGGCUACCGUGUCUUAUUGGUAGAUUACAAUCUUUGUCCUACGGUUACUUUGGAAGAAUUAUGCCAACAAAUUAGAAACUUUUUUAAGUGGCUUCAACAUUACGCCAAAGAAACUCAACCAAAUAGCAUUAACAUUUGCGGCCAUUCAGCUGGAGCUCAUUUACUUUGUCAAAUUUUUAAUGAAGAUUUCUUGGGACAACAACAACCGGAACUUUAUGCAAUCAAUCAUCUAUUCUUAAUUAGUGGCGUUUAUGAUUUACGAGAACUAUGGGAAUUGACUUGUUGUAAUGAGAAUAAUAAAUUAGGCUUGGAUGCAGUUAGAGCGGAACACUUGUCGCCCUUAUGUUGGUCUUACAAUAAGAAGUUAUUGCUAUUUCAUAAUAGGCAAGACUUACAAGUGCACGUAAUGGUCGCUGAAAACGACAGUACAACUUUCAUAAAACAAUCGCACUCAUAUGCGGAGAAGCUGAAAUCAAUAGCACUGAAAGUGGAUUAUCAAUUAUUCAAAGAUUACGAUCAUUUUAAUAUAAUUGAAGACACCGCCAUACCCAACUCGAUUGUAAGUUUGUAUAUAAAAGAAAAAUUGAAUUUAAAAUAAAGAAAACAAGUAAGAAAACUAUAUCGGGCGGAUGCCGAA
Glossina fuscipes is the source of this 1083-nucleotide messenger RNA. RefSeq names its product kynurenine formamidase. Lineage: Eukaryota; Metazoa; Arthropoda; Insecta; Diptera; Glossinidae. Gene Ontology annotation, molecular function: hydrolase activity. The transcript is spliced from 3 exons. The coding region runs from base 121 to 1044 and encodes 307 amino acids. The record is from RefSeq and is a predicted model, not a curated record.